Messenger RNA from Didymodactylos carnosus, 1422 nucleotides. Lineage: Eukaryota; Metazoa; Rotifera; Eurotatoria; Philodinida; Philodinidae. The record is from the annotation of a GenBank genome assembly.
ACAGUGAUAUCGUGCUUCGCUCUCGUCGUGUGAAAGUUAUCGUUCUUUGUUCGAUAAGAACAAGGAAUAGUAACACCCUCAUACGGUGUGGACGGAGUUUGUGUUGCUUGUCGUGCCUUAACUCUGUUUUUCUCGAAGGAAACCAUCUAUGAUACCCUUGAGAAAGGUCGAAAUCGGUCGUGGUAUCUUCUUUUGAAUCUUUCAGAAAUGAAUCUGCCUGAGUAUCUAGUAACUACAAAGCGGUUGUAAAAUUAACUAAAUAUAAUUAUUCAAGUCGAAUUUCACAUUUAUAUAGAUUAAACAACAUUGGGCCGAAUGGUUUAAUAUAAAUAUAUUUUCUAAAAUGAACUGAAAUAGUCCUUCGUCUUUGUUUCUGUGUACACCAACAAAUCCAUUUUCUCCUGUUAAACCACCAUCAUUACCAGUAUCACCGACACCUUCAUCUGUUAUUAGUCUGAUUUCGCCAGCGUCAUCUGCCACAAUAACACUAUUGUAACAGUAUCUAAUACAAGGAAAAUUAUACUUGCAAAAAGAAGUUCAGCAUGGGCAUACUUUCAACAACCUAUCAAUGCUAAUUCAUUUGAUAUUACUUGUAAUCUUUGUAAUAAUAUUAUAAAUCGUACAACAGGAGCUACAACUGCACUGCUUCGUCACCUGAAAUUACACCAUAAUAUUGAAUAUCAUACAGCGAAGGAAUCCAUGGAUACAACGAAGAAGAAUGAUCCGAGCUCUUCUUUAGUCCUUGAUGGUUCUCAAGUUAUGCAAUUAACAUAACUUGCAGUAUGUCUUUUUGUGAAUGAUUUACUACCAUCGUCAAUUAUUGAAAGUCCACGUUUACAAGCUAUUUAUCAGCAUUUUUUAGACUCACUUUAAUUUUUGUGUCAAUAUUUAGUGCAUUGUGCUCAAUCUUGUUCUUCUUUUAUUUUUAACAUACAUUUAAACUGAUUCGUGUACAGGUGUUUUUAAAAUUUUUCUUGUGUAAUCUAAUAAAUGUAUAGAAGAAAACAGUUAAAAUCUGACGCAUGACUUAGUUUCCACAUUGUACUGAGCCGAAAGUGAUUCGGUUCUUAACGAUCAUACGUGUGCAUGCUUAUGCAAACGAAGGGAAGCAUCUUGAAGUAUUAUGCACUGAUUAGUUAGUUUUAGAAAAUUGUUUGCUUAGUAUCAGAUAAUGCAGCAGAUAUGGUUAAAGUUGUCACAGAUUUUGGAAAAGGUCAGUAUAUGCGUCAAAAGAGUUUCAAAUUACAUGGUAAUUCGACUAUUCAAGAGAUUGGAAAUCCUAAUAAUGUUAAACGGUUAUGUGGAUAUAAUCAAACACAUUUGAAAACUGCUCAUUGUGGUAUUGAAAUGCUUCAGAAUCGUGGUUUUGUUACAAAAGCUGUUUCAGCCAUUGAAUCAAAUAUAAACAGUGGUGCAAUUUAG